ACUGCAAAACAUCCAAUUCAAAUCACGCCGAGUCAAAUGUAGAAUAUUUAAUUGUAUUCGUGUGCUUGGCAAACCUGCCCUUUUUUCUAAAUUUGCAAUUUUUCCAAAUUUUGCGAUGCGAUAAGUAAAUUUGUGAACACAUACAACGUAGUAGGCUUGUGAUGGUGACAGUGGAUAAUUUUACCUCAAAAUUGUGCGCUAUAAUUUUAGGGAAAAAUACUGAAGAUGUAGCAAAUGAGUGGCGUUUGCUGGGCCAAGAACAAGAUGAGACUUUACUCUUCAGUUGGGUACAAUCGAGCAAGAUUCAAAAAGACGUUACUAAAAUCGGAUUAUACUCAUUUUCGACAAAUGACUUAACUGUAAUACAUACCUUUGAAACUGUAGUUAAUUGUAUUCAAGCUUCCAUCGAUAGUAGUAAAACUUACCUUGCCUAUGUUAUUAAAAGAAUCGAUCCAAAUGAUAGCAAAAUUUUCACAUACAAUCCCUAUUUAUUAAAAAUUGGCACAAAAAACGAAAUCUGUGAUUUGGACCUUGAACGGUCCAAACAAAUAUUGGUACAGUUUCUCUACCAAAAAUAUUCCGUUCUAUCGGAAAAUUCUCCAGUGAAAUUUCUUAUUUUAAUCCACCAGGAAUGCAUUUUGCAAUAUCAGAUAAAAAAUGAUAACGAGUUGAACGCAGAAAAUUUCUUUUACGAAUCGCUAGUGCGAAAAUUUAGUUGGGCCCAGUGGGACCCAAUCCAUCAAACCCUUUACUACAUACACAACCGGAAACCUACGAGAUGUCUAGUCGAAGGCGAAGAAGAAACACCUCCAAGCCUCACAAGCAAAACAUCACCGACUUUGUCGGGAUUACAAUUCCAUGAUGACCUGCCACAUGAAAGUGUGCUCAACAUCCCGCUGAAUUUACCCCACCUAUCGACUGUCUCGGGCAAUUGUGGCAUUUACGAAGACGAUUCUGUCCCUUUACGCAUUCACGAUUGUUCCCUUGAUUUAAUUGUUUUGACCAAUUCAAACGGUUACGUUUGCGUGUGCCACCACUACUUAUAUCAACCAAUACAGCCCACAACUGAACUCAAAGAUGACGAUACGAGUUUAGUCCAUUUUGCUUAUUCUGUUACUGUGUUACACCAAAGCUGUGUCAUACAUUGUGUAGUUCCUGGACUUCCCUGGAGUAAAGCGAAAACAAUACGCCCUCUAUUUAAAUACCACGGUGAUCAUAUGCUGGUUUUUAUACCAGAAGUGUGUACACAUUUAUUGGAUAUUGGAGCAAUGCAUGAGCCCUGUUGUCAUGUGAUAACAAAACCAUUAUUAACCAACUUAGAAACGCACAGACUUUGUCUUACAUCACUUGUGACCGUAGGGAGCGAUUAUGUGAUUAAUUUAGCGACUUUAGAUUUAAUUGACAUGACAAUGCCAACAAAUUUGCUUGUGCAAACGUUUAAAAAUAAUCCUCACCUCGGAAAUAAAUUGUCAAUAAUACAUUAUCUUAUUUUGCAUCGAAGUGAAAUGGAGAUCGUUUCGGAGUUAAUUGCAUGGCAGGCUGAGAAGCCUUUGAGUUUGGGUUUGCCACAAUUCUUGAGGGAAUUUUUGAUAGGAAGUUCGUACGCUUCAGUACAGAGGAACUUGCCGUCUGAUGCCAGCCACUUAGUGAAUUUAUUACCAAUAACUACCCAACAUAUGGGUAAUGAAUUCGAAGUAAGGAUUAAUGAUAAGAUGAUAUGUUUAUCACAAGACGUCCUUUGGAAUGCUUCUAUGAUGUUGCUUUCGCCACAGCAACGCAUAGUUCCGUACAGAAGUGACAUUUGGGUAAAACUUUGGGAACAACUCGCAAAAAUUUCAAAAGGAAAGCAACGAUUUCGGCCUACUCAAGUCGUCGAAAAAUUAUUAGUGUCCCUCGUGUGCUACCAGCCAGAAGCGCUGUCAAGAUCUAGCACUCCAAUGUCUCCGACUGGCUCAUCCGCAGUCCUAAACGACUUUCUUUCAAUUGGAAAUCAAUGCGGCCGAAAAUUGCUCGAUGCGUUACCGUUUUAUGAAAUCGAAAGCUGUACAGCGAGUAAACAAGAACACAUCAUCUCAGUUAAUUUGCGUGAACUCAGUAUGCAUUUAUUGAAACAAAGCGCUGAAAACAAAAUCAGCAAAUUUCAGUGGCAAUCACAAACUCCAAUGCACGUGCAUGCCGUUGCCACAAGAUACAUCACAGCUCAACUCGAACAGUCGCGAUAUUUGUGCCAAAUUUUGUGCAAAGCCGCUACUUUUGACCCGCGACAGGAGCUGGAAAAAGGAUUUGUUUACAUUGAGCAAUUACAAGAAGAAAGGCGAUAUAUUUUGUUCACAAUACUCGAACGAUAUUACCUAUCUGUAGAAUCAAUUGCAUUUCCCCUACCUCAAGGUUUUACUUCGUUUUUUGCAUAUUUGGGCUACAAAACCCUAAGCUUUGAUAUGUUUCUGCAGUACAUUCAACGAAAUGUUCUUGAGUUACAGGUGGAUGUUAUGAAAAUUAUUAUGGCAGUUGGACCCCGAAGGAUGCUCGACUGAAUCUGUUGGGUCCAGGGUAGAGGUCGUCCUUUUAUUGGGUUUGCGGAAGGCGGUGCCUGCGCAAAGGGCUAGUUGGGGUAGUGGGGCUGCGGCCGCUGGUGCAAGUGGCGCUACCAAAAGGGUAUUGGUGGAGCGCUUAUGAACUACCCGUACUAAUUAUUGCUACAGUUCUCCCCCUCAGAACCAUGUGAAGCGUCCCGAUCACUGGUUCUGGACGUUAUGUUUUCGGGGUCGUCCCCGCCGGCGAAUAGGCACAACAGGGGGUGGCACUUCCUUUUCCAGGCCGUGGUAUGGUGUGAGUUGAGAGCUGUGGUAUGUCCCUAGUGCUUGACUUGGUUGAUCCUGGGCUGCAAUUUCAUAACUAGUGGGGCCAUGCCGUCGUAGGAUUACGUAGGGACCAUCCCGUUUUGGGGCCAGUUUCGAACUAAAUUCUUUGGCGCUACUGCUGAGAGUAUGGAGUUGGACCAAAACCAAAUCUCCGGGUUGAAACUCGGGGGCUGUUCUUCGGGUGCGAUCAGCGGCUUCCUUCCGAUGAUCUUGUUUGUCUUCAUGUGUUUCUCUAGCCUUUUUCCACGUAUCGCUCAACAGUAAAAGUUUCGGUGUGGCUUCGGCCACAAAGGUCUCACUUUCAACUAUGUGUCGUAAAUCAUUAGUGACGUCGUCGAUGGUUCGUAAUUCUCGUCCAAACAUCAGGAAUGCAGGAGUGACACUAGUGCUGGAACAGGGCGUUGUAUUCAUAGCAAAGCGUAUGGUCGGAAGCUUUUCUGGCCAAGUGGAGUGUGGAUUGUCGCCUAUUUGGAUAGCGAGUUGCGUUUUAAGGUCCCGAUUUUUCCGUUCUACUGGGUUAGCCUCCGGAUGAUAAACUGGAGUGAAGGAUUGGCUUAUUCCUAAGCAGAAGGUGAGUUUCUGCAUUAUGGCGCUCACAAAUUGUGAUCCGUUGUCACUGAUUAUGCGUCGAGGUAGGCCAUAUCGAAAGCACACGUCAUUAAGAAGAGUCCAAGCGCACAUCUCGGCAGUUGCAUCAACAAGAGGGAAUAGUUCCACCCACCUAGUGCAUGUAUCUUCCACUAUGAAAAUCCAUUUUUCUCCGCAAUUGGAAGGGGGUAGAGGUCCAAACAAGUCUAUCGAAAUAACUUCCAGGCGUUGCUGAAGUACCGGGGUUUGCAAGAGUCCUGGGGGUUUCAGGUUAGAGGCCUUGUAUCGCUGGCAAGCAAUACAAGUGCGCAGGUAGUCGGAAACAUCUCUUCUCAUACCAGGCCAGUAAUAGCGGCAGGCAAUCUUACUGUAGGUUUUGUCAACGCCGUAAUGGCCGCCGGUAGGGGAGUCAUGGUGUUGUUUCAUAAUAUGGAGACGUUCAUGAUGUGGUACUACGAGUUGGGCCUCUUCAUAAUCAUCGGCUUGGGAGUAGCGGUACAACACACCUCGAUUCGUGACGUAUCCACGAGAAGACCAGGGCUGAGCGAUUUCAGGAUUUGAGGACAUUAAUUCGUCGAGAAUCUUCUUUACUUCUGGGUCCUUUAAUUGUUCGUUGCGAAUGUCGGCGUCCGAGCGAGCCGGUAAAUCAAUUUGGACUGUGCAGAUCAUACUAGAUUCUUCAGUUGCUGGUCGUGACAAAAAGUCGGCAAUAGUAUUUGCUUUUCCCGGUGUAUAUUCGAUUACCAGAUUGUAUGGCUGGAGCUGAAGAGCCCAUCGAGCAAGCCGUCCCGUAGGAGUUUUUAGCGACAUGAGCCAUCGCAGAGGUUGAUGAUCGGUGAUUACGGUUGUUGAGUUUUCCCCCACAUAUCCUCUGAAUUUGCUAAUGGCCCAUACGAUGGCGAGGGCUUCCCGUUCCGUGGUUGAAUAGUUGCGUUCCGAUGAAGUUAACAAGCGGCUAGCGUAUUCAACGGGUCUCUCGUCGGGGCCCUCCCCCUGGAGAAGAGCCGCACCGAGUGCAUAAGCACUGCUAUCGGUUCGUAAGAUAAACGGUUGGGUUGGAUCGGCUGCUCGUAAUAUAGGAGCUGUUGUCAACUUUUCCUUUAAAGUGGUGAAUGCCUCGUCUUGUGCGUUUCCCCAUUUCCAAGAAGCGUUCUUUUUGGUUAGUUCACUUAGUGGACGUGCCACGGAUGCGAACUGAUCAAUAAAUCGGCGAAACCAAGAGCAGGUUUGUAAGAAGGACUGCAGCUGCUUCAGGUUUCGUGGAGGUGGUAUUUGUUUAAUAGCUUCCACCUUCUUUUCAUCUGGGGCGAUGCCAGAGGGAGAGAUACGAUGUCCAAGAUAUCGUACCUCCGAACAUCCGAUCAAGCACUUGUUCCUGUUUAUGCGUAGUUGAAAGCGUCGUAACUGGUCAAAAGUACUUCUCAAGUGGCGAAUAUGUGUAUGACCAUCGGGGGAGAUUAUAAUGAGAUCAUCCAGGUAUGCCAGUAUGGGAACGUCGGGAAUGCCGGUUUUAAAUUUGUCCAUUAAACGUUGGAACGAAGCCGGUGCAUUGCGUAGACCGAAUGGCAUCCGUGUGAAGCGAUAUAGUCCAAAAGGGCAGAUAAAAGAUGUUUUAUCCCUAUCUCCCGGUUCCACCUGGAUCUGCCAAUAGCCGGCCUGUAGGUCCAACGUUGUAAUACAACCAAUCUUUCCAGUUGCGUGUAACAGAUCGUCCAGUCUAGGAAGUGGAUAGACAUCUGGUUUUGUUACAGCAUUUAGUUUAUGGUAAUCCACACAUAGCCUAAUGGUCCCAUUGGCUUUGGGUACCAUUACCACGGGAGACGCCCACGCACUAUCACAUUCUUCGAUGAUACCCUGUUGAAGGAGUCGCUCUAUUUCCAUUUGGAGGACCUUUCGUUUCUCACAUGUCAGGCGAUAUGGAGGUACUGCUACAGGGAGGCUGUCACCGGUAUUAAUUCGAUGGGUGGCGUAUGGGGUUGGUGGACCAAAUUCCGCAAAUAAGUCUCUGUAUUCCUUCACUAACCGGUUGAUUUCAUGCUUCUCCGUGGUGGUUAAAAACUGACCUUCUGUAGGGCGAAGCUCCAAUGAACAAAUUUCCGUUUUGUAAGGGAUCGUCGCAAAUAGAUCGGUCUGGUAUUCAUCGUGAUACUGGUCGUAAUGCAUCAGCAUCUCGUUUGCAUCUUGUAGCAUGUAGUCGGCGCCACCGGGAGCUUGAUAAAUGUUCCACGUACCUCCGGGAGUAAUUACGGACGGUAUGAUACUUGAAUUAUCGGGUGGUGGAGGGCCGUAUCCAUUAGCAAUAUAUUCGGGGUCCAAGGGUGACAGAAAUUCUAUCUUUGUUGCUUGGAACACGGUACGAAUGUCUUCAUCGGUGGGAGUGGCGCAAUCGUUAGCGAAGGCAACCUUUUCAUUUGGAUUUUGUUCGAAGUAAAACUGCUGAUGCUUUAGGUCGAUGAUCACUCCACUGUCUUCAAUAAAGUCGGCUCCCAACAAAGUUUUUGUAUCCUCUGAGGUUGAGAGCACGAUAAAAGUGGUUUUUGUGAUUUUGCCUGCCAGCUUUACAUUAGUUGUUACAGUGGGGACUUCCAUCAGGCGGGUUCCACCAUCCGCAAGAGUUGCUUCCACUUUUUCUUUACGUGGAGUACAACCUUGUCGGAGGAGGUGUUGAUACAGGCUUAUGCUUGCCACACUAUUGCCGGCGGCGGUGUCCAACAAUGCGGUUCCCGUGAUGCCCAAGAUUUCUAUAUUAACCGUUGGCCGACGCCGAGGUUGAAUGCUUGUGUUUAUUGCACAGAAUCCAGUUGGAUCCGUGGUUGGAGCACUUACUGGAGCAGUAGGUGGAUUGCAAUCCGGACAAUUGCGUCGGAACACCCCCGGCCUUUGGCAUCCGUAACACCGAAUGUCCGUACUCACUCGCGGCACUAUUGCAUUUGGUGCAGAAGGUGGUCCGGAAGUGGUGUUGGUCUUUAGUUUUCUACAUUCACCAACAUCAUGUCCAAAUGCUCUACAGAAACUACACCGUGCGCGAUUUUUCCCGCCGUUUGCUUUAACGGUCGUGGUCCCAUUCGUUUUUUGGGAUUUUACCGGGCCCGCGGCCGAUUCUUUUUCGUUUUCUUCGAUUGCUCGCGCGCGAUUCAAAAGUUCGUUAAAUGAUCCAAUAUCACUGCGCGGAAUUUUGUCGCGAAUUUUAUGUCUUAGUAGGCCGUACACAACGUCAAUUUGCCAUUCUUCGUCAAGAUGGCGUGUCAUCUGUGCGAGGCGGUCCCGUUGGAUCGUCACAUAUCUGUCCGUGGGCAUUCCUUCUGGUUGGGGUUCACCGAAGAUUUCCAGAAAUAGUCGAUAGUUUGGGCGACGAGGGGCGAAGGCGUUCCGGAUUAGCUGCAUGGCGGCAUCCCAAGUGUCGACGUUAUUCUUUACACCACUCCACCAUUGAUUGGCUUCUUUCAUCAGAGGAAGACCUGCAAGUGCUUCGGCAUCUUCUAUGCCUUCCACUUCUUUGAAUAUGGUGGCCGCUGUGAUGAAUUCCUCAACUGCUGCGUGCGACCUGGUGCCAUCGAAUCUUGCCACACAUUGUGUGAAAUGCCUGGGGUUAGCGCGAGGUGCCCCAGGUGCUGGUGCAGGUGCUGGUGCUUGUGCCGCCAUUCCUUGGAUUUGCAGCAGCAAUUGUUGAAAUUGCUCCUGCGUCAUCUGGAUCGCCAUCUCGUUCAAACGUGGACUUCGCCGUGGAGGUGCUUCUACUCUUUGACGUCGUCGUGGAAUGUUGAAACUUCGGGCCCAGACGUUGGGCGUCAAUUUGUAACAGUAUUGGUGGGAGCGGGAAAUAUACUCCAAACGAGUUUGGUUUUUGUUAAAA
Molecule: messenger RNA, 7302 nt
Organism: Tribolium castaneum (red flour beetle)
Lineage: Eukaryota; Metazoa; Arthropoda; Insecta; Coleoptera; Tenebrionidae
Gene: pigeon
Product: pigeon
Exons: 11
Coding region: 162-2534 (790 amino acids)
Biological process (GO): positive regulation of amyloid-beta formation
Cellular component (GO): trans-Golgi network
Source: RefSeq, a predicted model, not a curated record